Nothobranchius furzeri (turquoise killifish) is the source of this 4527-nucleotide messenger RNA. It is a transcript of the gene fam184aa, whose product is annotated as family with sequence similarity 184 member Aa. The record is from RefSeq and is a predicted model, not a curated record. Lineage: Eukaryota; Metazoa; Chordata; Actinopteri; Cyprinodontiformes; Nothobranchiidae.
CCCGCUGAGGAUGCGGUGUCGCGCGCCGCGGCUCCGCUGCCUGCCCCAGCUCCUCGCCUCGUCUCAGAGUGAAGAUUGAGCAGAGAGGGACGCAGCGAUGGGAGGACGGAGCACGUAGCAGCUCCAGCUCCAUCCUGCUCCUCCUCGCUCCUGCUGUUGUUUGGGUUUAUUCCCGGGAAAAUGGCGACUGGAGCGGGCUGGCAGCCUCCGUACACCUCCUCCUCCUCCUCCUCCUCCGGUACCAGCAACGCCAAACACAGCGCUGCCUGUCCAACGGCCAACAUGUUUUAUGACGGAGGCGUAACGCUAGAAUACACUCAGGACCUGCAUCUGAAGAUGAGCAAGAAGAUCGCACAGCUCACCAAGGUAAUUUAUGCUCUCAACACCAAGAAUGAUGAACACGAGGAGGAAAUUGAGUCUCUGAAGGAAGCCCACGAGGAUGAGGUCCAGCACAUAGUGACAGAAACCAGAGACAAGAUUAUGCAGUACAGGAGCAAAAUGGCGGACGAGGCAGACCUGAGGCGGCGGUUGGCCAGUCUUGAGGAAUCUGUGGAACUGCACGAACACAUGAAGAGACAGGCUCUAGCCGAGUUUGAGAUGUACAGACAGAGAAUGGAAGACUCGCAGCUCUGCACCGAGGCCCAGCACACACAAAGAGUGGUGUCCAUGAGCAGAGAGAAACACACUUCAAAAUGCCCCUUUAAGGCGAGGCAGCAUCAGCAGGUGGAAGAGAUGCGUCGGGAUUUUGAGGAGAAGCUGCGGUCGUUCAGCCAGGCUCAGGCCCAGUUUGAGGCAGAUAAACGGCGAGCGCUGGACGAGCUGAGGGCCACCCACCGCCAGGAGGUGGAGGAGCUGCGCGACAACCAGCAGAACCACAGCGCCUCCUCCGUGGAAGACCAGGAGAAAUUGGCCGAGCUCCAUAGACAAGAGGUGGAGGCUUUGAUGGAGAGGGUGGAGGAGCUAACAAAGGAUAAGGUCCAACUGGUGGAGGAGUACGAGGCCAAGUUGGCCAAAGCUCAAGAGUAUUAUGAGAGGGAGCUGGAGGCCAUGAGGAGGACACACCAGCUCACCACCGAGAACCUGCUGGCCUGGAAGAGGACUGAAGUGGAGCUCCGGAAAGAGUUCCAGGCCCAGGAAGCGGCGCUGCAGCGCUCCCUAUCCAAGCUGAGGAGUGAGCUCCAGAAAGCUCAGGAGGAGGCCCGGGAGAAUCGGGACAAGACCAACCGGCUGCAGACGUCGCUGGCCAACGCCGAGGGGACCAUCAAGAACCUGCACAAGCAGCUGGAAGAAGCCAUCCAGGAUGGAGAGAUCUGGGUGAUGCAGCUGAAGGACACUGAGUAUGAGCUGGAGAGCAGCAGGGAACGGGUUCAGCAGCAGGCCACUGAAAUCCUCCACAAAGCCAGUCAGAUCGGUUCCUUGCAGGCCACCCAGAUGGCUCAUGAGGCAACCAUCAGGAACCUGGACCAGGAGCAGAGUCGUCUCAAGGAGAAGAUCGGCAGGUUGGAGGAGGAGAGGGAGGCUGUGCUCAACCAGAGCCAGGUCGCCAACGAACAGCACAAACAGCAAGUGCUCAAACUAGAGCACUCUCUACGCGAGGAGCACCAGGGCUAUGAGAAGGAGCUCUCCAGGGUCAGAGCCCACUAUGAGGAGGAGACACUUCGCUUUAAGGAGGCUCAGGUCAGAGCGCUGGAAGAGAUGGAGCAGAAGCACCGGUCCAUGAGGGAGGAGGCUCAGCAGGAGAAAGAGGAGGAGAAGAAGCUCCUCAUUACAAAAAUGAGUCAGGAGUUUGAGAUUAAACGGCUGUCGCUGGAGGAGCAGAGGGACCGUCUCCAGCAGCAGCUGGACAACUUGAAAGAGGAGCUCACGGCCAAACUCAACAUGGCCAAUCAGGACGUGUCCCACCUCCAGGAGCUGGUGAGAGAGGGGGAGCAGAACAUGAGCUCAGCCAAGACGCAGAUAAGCUGUCUGAAGGAAACUCAGGAGAAGCUCCGGAUCGAGCUGGACGCAACCAGAGCUCGAGUUCGAGAGACUAGCAACCUUCUCACUGACCUGCAGGAGGAGAUCGAGAGCCAGAAGCAGCAGCACGACGCCAAAGUGAUGGCCAUCAGGACGGAGGAGAAGCAGAAGAUGGACAAGAUGGCCGACGACUUGGAUCAGAAAUGGAGAGAUGCUCUGAGGGAGGAGGUGCGUCUGCUGAAGGACGAGCUGACGGAGGAGUACGAAGCAGACAAACAGGCGGCGCUGACUCAGCUGUCCCAGCAAAAGGAGCUGGAGUUGAUGGCGGCCAGAGAGGGCUGGCAGAGGAAAGUGGAAGACCUGCUGGAACAGAUCUCCCUGCUGAAGCAGUCUCUGGAGCUCCAGCUGAACCAGUCGCAGUCAGCCCUGCAGCAGCUGCAGUCCCAGUUCAGCCAGGAGAGGGAGCUGCUGAGCCAGCAGCUCAAAGAGCUGCAGAGAGAGCAUCAGAGGAGGGAGCAUCGGCUACAGGAGGCCCACUGCUGUGCCCUUAGCACCAUGGAGGAAGCCCGGCAGCAUCAGAUUAGAGCCCUGGAGGAGCGUCUGAAGCAGGAGCAAAGGGAGGAGGUCCACGCUCUGAAGGAGGCCCACAGGAGGACGUUAGAGAUCCUCCGGCAGCAGUCGGAUCAGGAGCUGCAGACGCUCCGAUUUGAGCUGGAAGACGACGGGAAAGCGAAGCUGGCCUCUCUUCGAGCAGAACUCAACCACCUCCAUGCCGCAUCCAUCGAGCAUCUGAAGCAGAUUCACAUUAAAGAAAACACGUCGGCCAAAAGAGAGCUGGAGAAAGCGAUGGAGCACAGCCACCAGCAGGAACAGGAACUCCUGGUUCGACUAGCCGACCUUCAAGGAGAGGUGUGUUCCCGUAGCAACCGCAUCACUGAUCUGGACCAUGAGAUCCACUCUCUUAAUGAGACUAUCGACACUCUGACCCGAGAGCUGGAGCUGAAGGGCAAGGAGGUGCUGCGAGUCCGAAGUGAAGCGAACCAUCAGAUAAGAGCCCAUGAGCAGGAUCUCAUAAAGAGACACGAGAGGGACCUGGAGGAGCUGAAGAUCGUCCACCACAGAGAAACACAGAUCAUGCUGGCUGACUUCAACAAGGCCCAGGAGGUUCUGAAGGACAAGAUUUCUGCUCUACAAAUACUGUUGGAGGGUACAGAGGAGAAGUUAAGGAACAGAGAAAGCCGACCAGAAGACCUGCAUAUCAUAGCAGAGCUCAGAGAGAUGGUGACUGAGAGGGAAGCUCUGGUGAAAAAGCUGGUGGAUGACAAGAAGUUCUACCAGUUGGAGUUGGUCAACAGAGAGACGGGCUUCAACAAGGUCUUCAAUUCCAGUGCCAACGUUGGUGUCAUCAACCCCCUGAUCAAGCCUUCCUGAAGCCAGCGCCACAACACUGGCCGAAUCCAGAGGGACGGAGGCGGAGAACAAAAGCAAAGGAAAUACAGCUGAAGAGGAGGAUCUGUACUCUCAGUCCUUCACCUUCUGACCGGCAAAAAAUAAUCAUCCUGAUUCUGUCAAGUCAAGCAAAAAAAGGGAGGAGCAGUGGGACAGGGAACUACGGCGAUCAGCGCCCACAACAUGAGUCUGGCUACAGUCCUUAGGGCUUCCAUACGUGUGUGUGUGUGUGUGUGUGUGUGUGUGUGUGUGUGUGUGUGUGUGUGUGUGUGUGUGUGUGUGUGUGUGUGUGUGUGUGUGUGUGUGUGUGUGUGUGAUCUCUGAAGGUUUAACUUACAGCAGAAUCAGGUUAAAAUCAUUAAAUCUGGAUAAAAACUGGUCACAGAUAUUAUUCUGUUAUUAAAACAGUCGACUCAGAACAAAUUUACAGGGGAAGAAAUGAAAUCUAAUUUAUUUAACGGGUGAAUUGCUGUUGAGUUUUUGGGUGAAUCCAGCCAAACGUAAACAUCAGCAGCUGCUGAGUUUUAGUUAAAAGGGCAGAAAUCCAGUUUCAUAUAAAAGCGUGCUUACUCUGACCUGCUGUUUGACUUCUUUAUUUAUAAUUAUGUAAAGUAUAGAACAUGUUUCAGAAAUCUGAAUUUAUUUAUUUAUAUAUUGAAUGCGUUCACACACAGGUUCUCUAGUUUUCCCGUGUCACGAAAGUUGGUAACGGAUGUGUUCCCGUUACGACCAUCCCACCGUCACACACUCGUUGCAGGGCUGCCAACUCUCACACAUUUGACCCUCUUCACACGCUCUCAUGCCACACCUCCAAUCUCUCACGCUAAACCAGCGCCUGCGCUCCCCAAACGUGCAUCACACACAGUGUGUAGGGCUUUAAAACCAGAUGAUAUUAAUCAUAGCAUUAGCUACUGAACAACAUGCUCACAAAUAGCACUUAAGUCUUAAUUUAACCGGCAUAUUUCACACACAGAAUCCCAUCUGUAGUUACAUUUGUGACACGUAGCUGUAACUCUUUACUGCUGAUGGAUGGAUGGAUGGAUGGGUGGGGGGUGGAUGGAUGGAUGGAUGGAUGGAUGGAUGGAUGGGUGGAUGGAUGGAUGGAUGGGUGAAUGGAUGGAU